GCAGACACCAGCAGCACUGCCUUGAGAAUUCAAUUGAUUUUUUGUUGCUGCUGAGGCCAUGAUGGAAGUGAUGCACCCAGGUCUGCCUGAGGAGCAAGUGGUGGAGCAGCCUCUGUCGUGGCAGCCAGACGAAACGGCUACUAGUACUGGUGAUGGUAGCAGCAGCAGCAGCAGCAGCAGCAGUGAUGAAAACAAUGAUGUACCAGAAAAGAGUGUUUACUUUGAUAAGAAUGAAGGUCCUACACUCCAGUUGUCUCUUUCAGGCGAAAACCUGGGGCUGGAAGAUCUGGACAUUCCAAAACUCAUUAACACUGUCGUCAACAACCAAAACCCGGGAGACCUUAAGGAUAAGAUCGUGUCUGGUCUGAGUGUUCCAAAGUUGGUUUCAACAUCAAGAGAAGAAGAAGAAAAUAUAGGCACAAGCACUGGUAGAGUAAAGGAGAAGGUAAAGAUUGAUAUAGAGGAAGAAAGUGAUGAGGAGGUCAUAGAGUUGGAAUUCGAGAGGGCCGUGGAGAAAGUUCACACACAUACUGCAUACUGUCCUAAUUGCAGUUCUCAGAUUACCAAGGUUGUCCUUCGUAGAAAGAUACGUGGAAGCAGGACACGGUCUACAGGAGAUGGAGAUGGCCAUCGUCGUGAUAAGCCAGUUGACCUGCUUGGAUGCUUAGCCUGUUUCAGCAUUUUCAUACCCUCAGGGAACGGUCUGAAUCCAUUCCGUAUCUUUGGAGGGAAAGGGAAACACGAAAGCCCACAAACUGUACAAGAGCAGCCCGCAUCAGGUGCCAGCCUUUCUGCAGUUGCAGGGGGUUCCACCAAUGCAGGCGGGAGUACGACUGUUACACAAGGUGGAUUUGAUCUGUUUUGGAUGUUUAGGAAGAGAGGAGAGAAAGACAGCGCACAGGAAUCAAAAGGUAAAGAACAGAUCAAGCACGAUGGUGGAAGCAAAAAUGAAGAAGAACAUUUCAAUGAUGAGUCAGGUGAAAGGCUGCCUGUCUCCAGUUCUCAUGCUCCUCUGCUGCAUGGAAGAUUGGCAUCAACUCAUGAAACAAAUGAUGAGAAUAACGGAAGUCUUGAGAAAUCAACCGGAGCACUUCCUGGCUUCAGUUUGCGUGUUCCUCUACUGCAUGGAUUAUCAUCUGCUGCUGAUAAAAGCAACGACGAAAAUGGAAGUGGUGGAGAUGUAGCAAUUGAGAUCAGAGAUGAAAUUGGGGCUCAUACUCAAAUGCCUGAGGAAGAAAGGCCUGUCGAAACAAGAACUGAGCAAGGCAGAGAGAUUAAUGUGAGCUCUGGUGGUCGAACAGAAGCAAUCUCUGGUGCUGGUCGUUCCCAAUCACUGGAGAUCUUGAAAUGCAUUGUGUAUGGAGGCCUACUGGAGACGAUUGCGAGCUUGAGUGUCGUUUCUUCUGCAGCUGCCUCGGAUGCCACAACAUUGAACACAAUCGCCAUUGGAUUAGCAACUGUAGCCAGCGGCCUGCUCGUUUUUGGUCAGAAUCUUAUGGACUUGAAAAACUACAACUCUGGAGGGGACUCAACCCAGAGCACUGAUAAAUACCAAGAACUACUAGGAAGAAGGGGCCAUUUUCUAUUCCAUGCAACAUUUGCUAUACUAUCAUUCAUUCUCUUUGGUCUAGUACCUCCCAUCGUUUAUGGGUUCGCAUUCCGUGAGAGCGACAAUAAGGACUACAAGAUUCUGGCAGUUGCAGCAGCUUCUUUCACGUGCGUUUUCGUUCUUGCUAUUGCAAAAGCUUAUGUGAAACAUGCAGAAAAGUUCACCGACUACAUUAAAACCAUACUAUACUACAUCACGAUGGCGAUCUCCGUCUCAGGGGUUGCAUACGCAGCAGGAGAUCUCUGCCAAAUGCUCAUGGAUAGGUUUGGCUGGUUCAACUUCCAACCAAAUCCAGCAGCUCCUUCUUUUGUGCCUGACAUGAUUUCAGCCACUCCAGCCUGGGCUUCCUAUUGAUCUUUCUCAGAGUCUUGUAACUGGAAUCUGGUUUUUCCUUUUUUUAUUAUGUGCUGCCUCAGUUUUUCGUCCUCUGAAUCUUGAACCAGCACAUUGUUGCUGUUGUGGAAUAAUGGUCUGUUUGUUAUGAAUAAAUUUGUGAAGUUUCCCUGUUUUUGGAAUUUCUGAAUGAAUCUUGAAAUGUUCUACAAUGAGAAACCAGUAUAGUCGAUAGAGCUUGAUCAGGCAGCAUAAAUAGGUCAGAUAAUGAUAGUACAUUGAACAAUCAAUCAUAUGUCUAAACAGAGAAAUCUUUCAGACAAAACUUGUGGACCGUUCAGAUUUCUGAUUGCAAAAAUCCAAACCAAAAUUGAUUAAUAAUGGGAUGCAGUGGCAUGAAGGUGGUUUUGGCAAGCUACAAGGUGAAGUGGUGAAGACUGUAUUAUAUGCACCAACCGUAACUCCAAGAAUUCAUCUGUCACGUGUAUCUCUCCUCCCUCGAUGGACUAAUGAACGUCAGCCACCACCUCGCCAGCCUCUCCCACGACUUCCAUCGGUACUGUUUUGCCCCUCAAGGUUCUGGGCAAGAAGAGCAGCUUCAUCACGUGAAUUACUAUCAAAUUCACACCUCAACAUUUGUCUUCGGGACGUUCUUUCUUUGCAGAAAUUAAUGUUGUAUGCAACAGAAUCAAGAUGGACUAUAAUGAAAUAAUUUACUUGAAAGAAAUAUGAACCGAGUGUGAUACAUCAAAUAAGAAUUAUACCACAUCAACACUAUGUAUGUCUGGCUGUUGCUAUGGGUUAACUAUCACUCAUGUAGAAACAUGCAUUGUCACAGUAGAUCCACGCUCCACUCUAGGGAUGAUAAUGAUGACAUCAAAUUGUGAUUCAUCUGUUAAUGCACCACAACAUGGCAAUCUGCUUUCUUGCCAAGAAUUCCACAUGAACUGCCCUAAUAGGGGCUCUUAUAUAUACCAAGAAUUGAAUAAGAUCUAAUAUGGCUGCCAGGGCUCAAAUGAAUGUUUCAG
Sesamum indicum (sesame) is the source of this 2970-nucleotide messenger RNA. Its product is annotated as membrane protein of ER body-like protein. Lineage: Eukaryota; Viridiplantae; Streptophyta; Magnoliopsida; Lamiales; Pedaliaceae. The record is from RefSeq and is a predicted model, not a curated record.